AUGAAAGUGAAAGCUGUCCAAGGCUCCAAGGAGCGAAUCCAGAUGAUUCAGGGCUCUUCCUUCACAGAGCUGGACCUCCAAGUACCGGCAGUGGAGAAGGUCGUUGCUCCUCAUGGAGAGGGCCAUUUCCUGAAGGACAUGGAAAACCUGGACCCCAAAGCAGUCUUCGCAAACGAGCGGACUUUGCUGCACUAUGCGGAGAAAGGCAUGUACGUUGCUGCUGUGGCAGUCGUCGCCAUGAAUCAUAACAGUCGGGACAUCAAGAUCUUCGGCCUCGUCCUUUCCGCAUUAACCGCCGCAUACUAUCUGUGGAUUCUGGUUGCCUAUUUUCAGCGGCUCUCGGAGAUCACCGGGCGCUCCAAAGUGGUCAAGAACCGCGAGGCUCGCCUGGAUUGGGAAGCUGGGCCAUGGCUGGCCGCCGGCAUGGUCUUGGUGGUGCUUGUCUACACCUUGAGCAAGGCCAGGAAAGGGCCUUUUUGCGUGGCUUCUUGCAUUUUCUGGCCGGAAAGGCCUGGACGGGAGCCACCACGCACCACUACCAGUAAACGGCUGCGCCGUGGCUUCCGGUGUAGGCAUGGCCGCAGGAUGGGCACUCUGAGCUGA
Messenger RNA from Symbiodinium necroappetens, 603 nucleotides. Lineage: Eukaryota; Dinophyceae; Suessiales; Symbiodiniaceae. The record is from the annotation of a GenBank genome assembly.